AUGGCCGAAACACUAAGGCAACAACAGCAACAACUGCCUCCAUCUCCACCAUUGCCUGUACUACCUUUGAUACAAGCACAUCAAGCGGAUGACCGCACUAUUGCUUUAACUAAAGAGUUCAAAAAGAUGAAACCGCCAUUGUUUUGUGGAGGAGUUGAUCCUCUGAAAGCCGAGGCUUGGGUACUUGGCAUUGAAAAAUUAUUUGAGGUAUUUUUGUGCACUGAUGCACAGAAAGUUCAGUUAGCAGCAUUUACUCUGGAAGGUGAGGCCCGUAGAUGGUGGAUGUUGAUUGGGAAUAAGGAUGAAGGAAUCAAUUGGGCACAAUUUCUUGAAGUCUUUUAUGAAAAAUAUUUCCCGCAAUGCAUUUGGGAUUGGAAAGUGUUUGAGUUUGAAAGAUUGAAGCAAGGCAAUCAUACAGUAGCUGAAUAUGAGGCGCAAUUCACUGAGUUGGCCAAAUUCGCACUGCACAUGGUUGACACUGACUAUAAAAAGGCGAGGAAAUUUGAAGGUGUGCUUAGAGGUUCAAUUCAAGAGAGAGUGAAUGUUCUGAAAUUUUCAAAGUAUGUGGAUGUGUUGGAUAGGGCUUUAAUGUCCGAAUCAAAUAUGGCUUCACACAAUCGACCAUUUGAAUGGAAAGGAAAAAUGCAGGGCUCUUAUUCGAAUUAA
Camellia sinensis is the source of this 666-nucleotide messenger RNA. The record is from RefSeq and is a predicted model, not a curated record. Lineage: Eukaryota; Viridiplantae; Streptophyta; Magnoliopsida; Ericales; Theaceae.